UGUUGCGGUAAAACUGCUGGUGUGAAACUGCUGGGGUAAAACUGUGGCUCUGCAGACAGAUAUUAUUGCUUUUGGCCACGCGCACAGACAUACAGCAGAGCCAAUGAGCGUCGAGAAAUAGUCUGACGUAACUCUGUUUUGAAAGUCGGCUAUAUGGCUACAGUGUCUGUAGAGAAGUCGAUGUUGCUCCGCAAAAUACAUAACACGCGUUUCGUUGUAGGAAAUACAGUAUACUCGAGCAGCAGCACAGAGAUCAGUGGUUAAACAUCAAAGCCAUGCACCAGCUGACAGUAAGAGGCCUGAUGUGGAUAUGGCUGCUGCUUCUGUGGUGUACAUCAUGUAACUGUGGACCAGAUCCCAGGAUGCGUGAGGCUCUAAUGAGGCAGGAGGCAUCUAGACGGACAGGAGGAGCCAUAGAACUCAACGAGAGAGAGAAACUCCUCGAUGCAAAGCUUCAAAAACUAAAGCAGCAUGAAAUGGAAUCAGGACAGUUCCCCCCGUCCAUGCAUUUCUUCAAGGCGAAGCCCCUGAUUGAGAAAAGCCCUGUCUUUAGUUUGAUUCAUAAGAUGCCUAAAGGUGCGGUCCUGCAUGUUCAUGACUUUGCUAUGGUGGGGGUGGAAUGGCUGGUAAAAAACGUGACCUACAGAGAAAACUGCUACGUGUGCUUCACGGAUGACCAUUCGAUGCGGUUUACUUUCUCUUCUGGACAGCCUGUGUCUCGUCCACACUGCUCCUCAUGGACCCUGCUCAGAUCCCUUAGGGAGAAGAUCAAAAACAGCACUAAUUUGGACAACAGUUUCAUUCAAAAUCUCACACUCUUCACCAAGGACCCAGACAGAGCGUAUCCUAGUCAAAAUGUUGUGUGGAAGAGAUUUGAACAGGCGUUUUUGGUGGCCUAUGGACUGGUCACGCAUGCGCCUGUAUUCAAAGACUACCUGUAUGAAGGUCUCAGACAGUUUUAUGAGGACAACAUUAUGUAUGUGGAAAUCAGGGCACUGCUGCCAUCGACAUAUGAACUUGAUGGCAGACAAAAUGAUAAGGACUGGAAUAUGCGAGCCUGCCAAGAGGUUGUGAAAAGAUUUACGACACAUUAUCCAGACUUCUUAGGUGCUCGUGUGAUAUUUACUGUGCACAGGGGCAUAAAUGCAACUGCGGCUAUGAAGGCAGUAGAGGAGGCCAUGGAAUUACAGAGGAACUUUCCAGAUAUCAUGGCAGGCUUUGACUUUGUAGGACAAGAAGACAUUGGAAGGCCUUUGUGGUACUUCCGGGACGCUUUGAGUCUACCAAAAGAGCGGGGUGUAAACCUGUCCUACUUUUUCCAUGCAGGAGAGACAGAUUCACAGGGAACUGAUGUUGAUCAGAACAUGAUGGAUGCUCUUCUAUUCAACACCACACGCAUUGGGCAUGGCUUCGCUUUGGCACGUCACCCUAUAGUUAAAGAGAUAUCUAGAAAGAUGGAUGUACCAAUUGAAGUUUGCCCCAUCUCCAAUCAGGUGUUAAAACUGGUUUCAGAUUUCCGGAAUCACCCUGCUGCAGUGCUGAUGGCUGAGGGUCAUCCUCUGGUGAUCAGUUCUGAUGAUCCAGCUCUCUUUGGGGCCACUGGUCUGUCUCACGAUUUCUAUGAAGCAUUCAUGGGCUUUGGAGGGAUGAGCUUUAAUCUUGGCACACUGAAAGAGCUGGUCAUAAAUUCUCUCAGGUACAGCUCCUUGCCAAGUCAAACAAAGAAAAUGGCUAUUGAGACUUUGCUGGUAAAAUGGGACAAGUUUGUCUUGGAGAGUUUAUUGUGGACUACUACAGACUACUAAACAAGGACAAUUUUAAACACUGGACUAUGUGCGUUGUUUACAGGAUAUUGUUCUCCUGUCUCUUGUUUGACAUUGGUGAAUAUACAGGGGGGGUAAGUACUGUAAUUUAUGCUGCAUUACUGAUUGUGAGGAACUGACUGUAAUAUUUUGACCUGGUCUGUGCUGCCAUCUGGUGGAGAACGUGUAGAGAAUUUUUGUUCCAUUCACAACAUCUCUUUUGUAUGUGCUUUAAUAAUUGCAAUCAGAUUUUUUGACAGCAAAGUACAUAAAGGUUUAUACAGAGUAGAUCACUUCUUAUUUUCUAUUUCAAGACACCUGAUUUUCAACUAAUAUUUUUACUUUAUUGGUCAUGGCAGGAUGACUUAAUUUACCCAAGUUCAAUUGUUUUUUUAAUUUGGAAUUCUUGUUUUCAACAUGAAUGUUUUAAUACAAAAUAAAAAAAUGAUGGUGUCACAUAACUCGAUAUAGUAAUAAUAACCAUAUUUACUGUGACCUAUUUUAAUUACAUAGAAGUGAAGUCCACCUUUUAUUCAAUGAAAGGCAAGAUGUUGACUGUAA
Messenger RNA from Xyrauchen texanus (razorback sucker), 2363 nucleotides. It is a transcript of the gene ada2a, whose product is annotated as adenosine deaminase 2a. Gene Ontology annotation, molecular function: adenosine deaminase activity. NCBI's taxonomy places the organism in Eukaryota, Metazoa, Chordata, Actinopteri, Cypriniformes, Catostomidae. The record is from RefSeq and is a predicted model, not a curated record. Gene Ontology annotation, biological process: adenosine catabolic process; inosine biosynthetic process. The transcript is spliced from 10 exons. Bases 276 to 1805 code for a protein of 509 amino acids.